AUGUCGAGCUUUGGUGAGAACGACAAAGUAACUAUGCCACAGCUAUCAACUGAUGAAGUAGAACAUGUCCUUGUCACCCAUGAUGAGUCGACUUUCUAUUCAAAUGAUAGAAAAGAAGCUAUGUGGCUAGUGGAAGUACAAUGUCUAAUGCAAUUGGAGAGUAAUGCAAUUUCUCUAUUCGAAGUAAUUCACCCUGGAUAUAAGAAAUGGAAAUUGGACUGCAAAAACAAUGCUUCUGAAGAUAGCAAGUACUGUGCACAUCAUUUUCUGGCUUCUCGGCCAGAUUUUAUGUCACAGAAAACUGCACUUGAUGAGGCCAUUGAAGUAUCUGGCCACAUCUUUGAGUUAUACCCUAAGUUCCAUUGCGAAUGCAAUUGGAUUGAGAGGUAUUGGGGCACUACCAAAUGCGAAGCUCAGCUUCUAUGUGAUUAUACAUAUAAGUCCCUGGAUAAAAAUAUCCAUUCUUUCUUUGAUCACACUGGAAAGCUUCAAAUCAUCUGA
Molecule: messenger RNA, 501 nt
Organism: Phycomyces blakesleeanus NRRL 1555(-)
Lineage: Eukaryota; Fungi; Mucoromycota; Mucoromycetes; Mucorales; Phycomycetaceae
Exons: 4
Coding region: 1-501 (166 amino acids)
Source: RefSeq, a predicted model, not a curated record